AUGGAAGAACAUAUAGAUUUAUCAUAUCUGGACCGCGAAGAUGUAGAUGAUGAUGUGGUUGGUGUAGACUUCAAGAUUAUAGGAAUGAUACGUCAACACUUACAAAUAACCACAUCACUAGCGGCAAUCACAAUGUUAUGCAUUGUUGGACACGCAUUGAGUAUCUUGAAUAUGUACUCCACUGAUUCCAGUAGUGUAAGCAAUUACCUACCUGAUAGAGACCGUCGUAGGGAGCAGUUAAUGUCAUAUCUUGUGCAUACUCAUCGGUGCCGCGACAUUAUUAGGAUGGGUCCAGAGGCAUUUAUUAAUCUUUGUGAGAGAGUAAGAUCAACUGGGUUAGUCAAGGACGCAAUUCGGUCGACCGUGGAGGAACAAGUUGCUGAAUUUCUUCAUAUAAUUGGUCAUAAUGUUAAGAAUCGUAGUGUGGCCUUUUUCUUUCAUCGAUCAGGUUCGACGGUUAGCAAACACUUUCACAAUGUGUUGGACGCUAUCAUAAGUUUGGAAUCAGAAUUUCUAAUACAACCAUCAGGAAAUGAGGUUCAUCCACAUGUGUUGAACAACAGUCGAUUUUAUCCGUACUUUAAGGAUUGUUUGGGGGCCAUAGACGGUACUCAUGUUAGGGUAAGGGUUCCAAGUUCUGAAGCUCCGAGAUUUCGUGGAAGAAAAGAUUGGCCAACACAAAAUGUCUUUGCGGCGUGUGAUUUCGACAUGAAAUUCACCUACGUUCUGGCUGGAUGGGAAGGCACUGCAUCCGAUUCAAGAAUAUUAAAAAAUGCUCUUGAUCGGGAUGAUCCGUUGGUUAUCCCCCAAGGUGAGUGUGUAAACAAUCGAUGUCCAUGAAGUUAUUUAGAGGUAACUAAUUACCUUUGUAUGUGGAAAAUUGUAGGAAAAUACUACCUGGGUGAUGCAGGUUUCAUGUUGAAAAGCACAAUUUUGACUCCAUAUAGAGGCGUCAGAUAUCACUUAAAAGAAUA
Messenger RNA from Vigna angularis (adzuki bean), 974 nucleotides. RefSeq names its product protein ALP1-like. The transcript is spliced from 2 exons. The coding region runs from base 1 to 840 and encodes 279 amino acids. The record is from RefSeq and is a predicted model, not a curated record. NCBI's taxonomy places the organism in Eukaryota, Viridiplantae, Streptophyta, Magnoliopsida, Fabales, Fabaceae.